Molecule: messenger RNA, 1536 nt
Organism: Parascedosporium putredinis
Lineage: Eukaryota; Fungi; Ascomycota; Sordariomycetes; Microascales; Microascaceae
Source: the annotation of a GenBank genome assembly
AUGAGACUGUUCUCGCGACGGAUACUCACAGCCCUGCAAUCCCCUAAUUCGAGUUUCCUACAGCAGCCAGGCCGCCGCGGUUCCCCGAGGAGGGCCAACUUGGACAGCCGCGCCGCCGCAAGGUCGAACGAGGCUAGAGAGGAUGAGCGAACAGAAUGGCGCCGCGCCGGUAGCAGCCGCGCCGGCGAUGGCAACGGUUACGGAUAUGACGAUGACGCCAGCGACGACCGCGCAAAACGGAUUCGCCGCGCCGGCCAACGGGCCCCGACCCGGCCUCAACGCCAACGGCAAACGAACAUGACCGAAGGCUCGACCGAGGAGGUGCUCAUGGCCGACGUGCAAGCCCUGCUCAAGUCGCUUCGAGUGCGCGACGACGACGACAACGAAGACGCCAACGCCGAUGCCGACGCCGACGUCUACCGCCACCUGCUCGACGAGGGUCACUCCAUCGCCGACUACAUCUCCGUCGUGCGCCCCGGCGCCCUCCGCGACGACACCCGCAUCCGCUGCCGCUACUUUUCCCAGUGCUCCGGCUGCCAGUUCCAGAUGCUCGACUACCCCGACCAGCUGCGCCACAAGCGCACCAUUGUCGAAAAGGCCUUUCGCAACUUCUCCCACCUGCCCUCGGAGCUCGUCCCCGCCGUCGCCGACACCAUCGGCAGCCCCUCCAGUACGGCUACCGCACCAAGCUCACCCCCACUUCGACGGCCCGCCCGGCUACCGCCCCUCCAAGAAGAGCGCCCCCAAGGUCUUCUUCGAGUCCCGCCCGGACAUCGGCUUCAUGCAAAGGGCAAGCGCAAGGUCAUCGACAUCGAGGACUGCCCCAUCGGCACCGACGCCGUGCGCAAGGGCAUGGUCCGCGAACGCGCCCGUAUGGCCGCCGACUUCGCCGACUACUCCCGCGGCGCCACCAUACUCCUCCGCGAAAGCACCCACCGCUACCCCAAGGAUAGCCCCGACACCCCCGACGCCGUCCCCGACGACGCCGUCCGGGUCGACGCCGGCGCCCACGUCGACGUCAAGACCUGCGUCACCGACAACAACGCCACCACCACCGAGUUCAUCGACGACCACCGCAUCCUCCCUCACAACCCCGCCACACCCAUCAAGUACCUCAUCGACGCCUACUCCGGCUCCGGUCUCUUCACCAUCUCCCUCGCCUCCCUCUUCACCGGCAGCAUCGGCAUCGACAUCGCCGACAAGUCCAUCGACUUUGCCCGCAAAAAUGCCGCCCUCAACGGCAUGGAGCCCGACUCCUGCAGCUUCAUCGCCGCCGACGCCGGCCAGCUCUUCAAGAGCGUCGUCUACCCGGCCGACGAGACUGUCGUUGUUCUCGAUCCUCCCCGCAAGGGCUGUGACGCCGACUUCUUGGGCCAGUUGCUGCGGUUUGGCCCCAAGAGGGUUGUCUACGUCAGCUGCAAUGUUCACACCCAGGCUAGAGAUGUUGGUGCCCUGACCGGCCACGUCGAGGGCGUGGCGGUCCUUAAUAGGGUUGAAAAGGAAAGCACCGCGUCAGUUGACCAAGUGCUCCAAUAA